Messenger RNA from Anneissia japonica, 2272 nucleotides. RefSeq names its product intraflagellar transport protein 56-like. Gene Ontology annotation, cellular component: intraciliary transport particle B; ciliary basal body; ciliary base. Gene Ontology annotation, molecular function: intraciliary transport particle B binding; protein binding. Gene Ontology annotation, biological process: intraciliary transport involved in cilium assembly; intraciliary anterograde transport. Bases 149 to 1819 code for a protein of 556 amino acids. The transcript has 16 exons. The record is from RefSeq and is a predicted model, not a curated record. Lineage: Eukaryota; Metazoa; Echinodermata; Crinoidea; Comatulida; Comatulidae.
GUCAUAGUUACUACAUUCCAGUUUUACAAUUUCCAUUUUGUUCGGAUUUUCUGGUUAGCCUAGCUACAUGGAUAUCUUUAAAUUAAGAUUAAAUAAAUUGGUUCUUUAUUGAUUUGUAUAAGAUUUAUAAGAAGAUUAUCUGUACAAGAUGAUGCUGUCAAGGCAGAAGCCGGCCACUGGGCCAGGCAGUACAACACCCACUUCACAAGAAAGCAAGAAGAAGAAAAAGAUGCCCACUCUUGAUGAAUUCCUGCAGCUGAGGGACUAUACGGGAGCUAUUACUCUCCUAGAGUUCACUAGGAGUAGCGGUAAGGGGAAUGAGGAGCAAGAUUCCUGGAUAGCUUACUGUGCAUUCCACUUGGGUGACUACAAAAGAGCCAUGGAAGAGUAUGAGAGACUGACCAGAAAAGAAGCAUGUAACCCAGACCUGUGGUCCAAUCUUGGCUGCUGUUACUUCUUCCUUGGGAUGUAUGACGAGGCUGAUAAAGCAGCUUCAAAAGCUCCAAAAAGCAGCUUACAGAACAGACUGCAAUUCCAUUUAUCACAAAAGUUCAAUGAUGAGAAGCGAUUGAUGGGUUACCACCAAGAACUUCAAGACAAGAUUGAAGAUCAGCUAAGCUUGGCAUCAAUCCACUAUCUCCGUAGCCACUACCAAGAAGCGAUAGACAUCUACAAGAGAAUAUUACUGGACAAUAGGGACUCGCUUGCAUUGAAUGUAUACGUAGCACUUUGUUACUACAAGUUGGACUACUAUGAUGUGUCUCAGGAGGUUCUUGCAGUUUACUUGCAGAACUUCGCUGACAGUGCUGUGGCACUGAACCUCAAGGCUUGCAAUCAUUUCAGACUCUACAACGGUAAAGCAGCAGAGGCUGAGCUGAAGAACUUACAAGACCUUGCAUCACCUUCAUUUGCAUAUGCUCAAGAUCUCAUCAAGCACAACCUGGUGGUUUUUCGUGGAGGAGAGGGUGCACUUCAGAUUUUACCACCACUGAUUGAUGUGAUUCCGGAAGCAAGAUUAAAUCUCGUAAUCUAUCAUCUACGACAAGACGAUGUGAAUGAGGCUUAUGCACUGAUAAAGGACGUUGAGCCAACGACACCGCAGGAGUACAUCUUGAAAGGUGUAGUCAACGCCACUCUGGGUCAGGACACACAAUCUAGAGAACAUUUGAAAAUUGCUCAGCAAUACUUUCAACUAGUUGGGGGCUCUGCAAGUGAAUGUGACACAAUACCUGGUCGUCAGUGCAUGGCAUCAUGUUUUUUUCUCCUGAAGCAAUUUGAAGAUGUCUUGAUUUAUCUGAACUCAGUCAAGAGUUACUUUUAUAAUGAUGAUAGUUUCAACUUCAACUAUGCACAAGCUAAAGCUACAGCAGGCAACUACAAAGAAGCGGAAGAGAUUUUUCUGCUAAUUCAGAAUGAAAAGAUUAAAAAGGACUACACAUAUUUGAGCUGGCUUGCGAGAUGCUACAUAAUGAACCGUAAAGCUCGACUAGCAUGGGAGCUGUACCUGAAGAUGGAGACGUCUGGUGAAUCAUUUAGUCUUCUGCAGCUGAUUGGAAAUGAUUGUUACAAGAUGGGCCAGUUUUAUUACGCUGCCAAGGCAUUUGAUACGUUAGAGAGACUUGAUCCAAACCCUGAAUACUGGGAAGGUAAACGAGGAGCCUGCGUCGGUGUGUUUCAACAGAUUAUAGCCGGCCAUGAACCAAGAGAAACUCUCAGAGACAUUCUGCAAAUCUUAAGAAACACUGGAAAUCCUCAAGUUGAGUACAUCAUCCGAGCCAUGAAGAAGUGGGCAAAAGAUAACCAUGUUCCAAUUAGCUAGUUGUGAUGUUAAAGUACAUUACAACUAUGUGGACUACUAGAUGCUGUGUAAGGGAUUCAGUUGGAAACUUGCCUGCAAAAUACCUACUUGAUUUUAGAUGACAUUUUGACCUAUACUGCUUUCAAUAAUCCUUGUUAGGAGUUUUACUAUAAUUUGCUAUGGAUUGCUUCUUUUUUUCUAAUUUUGCAAAACAAUUAUAAUAAUAAUACUCAAACAUUUAUAAGGCGCCAAUUCCAAGAAUGAUCAAAGGCGUGAGCAUUAUUACCCCUGGUUACUAGAUAACGUACAAUGGCAAACCAGCACAAAGUGCAACUUCCUCUGCUCCCUAGGGAGUAUCCCUAGGCGUUAGCGCAUGAAACUAUGAACAUUCAAUGCCACAACAUCCAACCAGGUACCCAUUUAUACUCCUGGGUAGAGAGAGGCAAACGUAGAUAAAGUGCCUUGCCCAAGGAC